AUGGCUUGUGGAAUGUAUGUUGGAUCAUGCGAUAGUAGUUCUCAUCAUGGAAAAGUUGUUGUUCUUAGUAUUGCUUUACUAGGUGUAGGAGCUGCUUUGGGAUAUAUGAUCGGUCAAAUGACUAGUUCAAAAAAUAAGGUUAACAAAAAAUACAAGUUGGAUCAACCUAAAGUUGUUGAUAUAAUUGAUGUUGAAGAUAUCGGAGAAAAAGUUUCAUUAUGUAGAUGUUGGAAAAGUGAAAAAUUCCCAUACUGUGAUGGAUCACACAACAAACAUAAUGAAGAAUGUAAAGAUAAUGUAGGACCAUGUCUUAUAAGAAAAAAACCAACUCAAGAUUAA
Messenger RNA from Strongyloides ratti, 339 nucleotides. Its product is annotated as Iron sulphur-containing domain, CDGSH-type, subfamily and Iron sulphur-containing domain, CDGSH-type-containing protein. The coding region runs from base 1 to 339 and encodes 112 amino acids. Gene Ontology annotation, biological process: regulation of autophagy. The record is from RefSeq and is a predicted model, not a curated record. Gene Ontology annotation, cellular component: mitochondrial outer membrane; intracellular membrane-bounded organelle. Gene Ontology annotation, molecular function: 2 iron, 2 sulfur cluster binding. NCBI's taxonomy places the organism in Eukaryota, Metazoa, Nematoda, Chromadorea, Rhabditida, Strongyloididae. The transcript has 2 exons.